Protopolystoma xenopodis is the source of this 822-nucleotide messenger RNA. The record is from the annotation of a GenBank genome assembly. NCBI's taxonomy places the organism in Eukaryota, Metazoa, Platyhelminthes, Monogenea, Polystomatidea, Polystomatidae.
AUGCUGACCACAGUAGCCGUCAGCUUCGUAACCACUCGGCGACAUAACCGGCCUCGUAUCGUUGGACUUUUCGCUCUAUUGAUGAGCCUAGGUUUCGCACUUUUCUCCUUGCCUCACUUCCUUGCCGGGCCCUACAGACUACCUGCUGCUUCGUCAAACAGCUUUGACUUUGUGCCGAACAACGGAUUAAGCAGUUCAACUGAAUCGGACUCUGUUGGUGUCUGCUCUGCUCCAAGACCAACAGAUACUUCUAAAUCUUCUGCAUCUUAUACUCCCUUAUUUUUACCAUCCACUCCAUCAUCAUCAUCAUCCGAACAUUCGAACAGAUUAACUACAUUGUUUUACGAGUCUGCGACUAAUAAAGACCUGCCUGGUGAAGCUGAAGGCCAAUCUGCCUCGUUUCCCGUCUUUUGUGUUGCCCUCCUUUUGGCUGGAAUCGGAGCUUCUCCCCUCUAUGUCCUCGGGCCAACCUAUCUUUGGGACAACCUUACUGAUAAACAAUAUCCCAUCUACUCAGCCUUCUUUUAUAGUGCUGCUGCGCUUGGUCCUGCCUGUGGCUUCUUAAUAGGCGCCGGCUUCCUCAGCCUGUACGUAGAUGCGCCUACUCAGGGCACUAUUCUUGCUUCUGUGCUUGCUCGUAUAGCUUCCCUUGCCAGCUCGGCAUUUCACACUCUAACUUCCAGCGUCUCCGGUGCGUCAUCUGAUGAAAGCCUAUCUACUAACCAGGUAAGUCGAGGGGGAUUUGUGUCAUUUGCCAUCAAACUGAAUUAUUAUAUUAAAUUUUCACGUGUUAGCAAUUUUAUUUGGCAAGCACAGCUUUGA